Drosophila ficusphila is the source of this 1927-nucleotide messenger RNA. It is a transcript of the gene ZIPIC, whose product is annotated as zinc finger protein 771. Gene Ontology annotation, cellular component: nucleus. The coding region runs from base 73 to 1434 and encodes 453 amino acids. Lineage: Eukaryota; Metazoa; Arthropoda; Insecta; Diptera; Drosophilidae. The record is from RefSeq and is a predicted model, not a curated record. The transcript has a single exon.
UGCAAUUGCGGCAGUGGUCCAGCCCUCGAUUCCAAGAUAUUUUGUAAAUAAAAUUCAGCGGAGUCGACCAGAAUGAAUUGUUGCAUUUGCCAGUUUUCUGUUCGCGUGCCCAAGAAUAUUCAUACGGAAACCGUUGGUCAUCCGCCGGUGCUGAUCAGCGAUUUGGUCCUGCAAUGCACGCGGGGCACGGACUACGUUCUCGCAGAGGAAUCCUCGACGAUCUGCAAAAAAUGCUGCGAGAAGCUGGCCAGGUACCACAAGUCCAUACAGAUCGCGCGCAAGCUGCGCCAGGAGAUCCUGGAGCUGAUCCACAGUCCUUACAUGUCCAAGGAAAUCAAGGAGUUGCAGGUGAAGGAGCAAGAAAUCGGUGGAGAACACAAUAUUGCCAAGUUCGAUGGAAAUAUAGAGGUUGAUGAAGAGCUGGUGGAUCAGGAGGAGGAGGAAGAGCAUGAGCUGCAGGAAUUAGACACCACAACGGAGGCUGUCACCCUGGUGGAUCCAGCCAACAUCGAGGAGGAGGUGGCCGAGGAGGAGCAUACCUUUAUUCUUAAGCAAUCAGAGGAGGAUGAGGAAUUCCAGUCCGUGGACUUAGAACUGGAUAUCGAUAAUGAGAUUAUCAUUAAUGAGGAAGAGACCCACGAGGAGGAGGGGGAGGAAGAAGAAGAUCUGGCGCCGCAUGCCAAGCAUGAGAUCCAAGAGGCCGACUUCUUUAAGGAGGACACAAUGAGCGACUUUGACGACCAUCUUGAUGGCACCAUAGAAUACAUAAUAUCGGAUGGUGAGGAUCAGGAGCAGGAUCAGGACAGCUCCGGCGACUAUACGGUGAAUAUACAGUGUCCCAGUUGCUCUGAGAAGUUCACCAGCCGACGCGCCUACAAUGCGCACACAAAACGGGAGCACUUUCCGGGCUACGUUUGUGAUCAGUGCGGAAAGACCCUGCAGUCCUACUCCGGAUUCAUAGGGCACCUUCAGAACCACGAGCCGGUCAAACAGUUCGCCUGUCCCGUUUGCCCAGAGCGCUUUAGCCGCAAGUUCCGCCUGAAGCACCACAUGGCCUGGCAUACGGGCGAGACGCCUUACCAGUGUGAAGUCUGCUCCAAGCGAUUCGUCCACAAGGUAGCCCUCUACAAGCACAAGAUGAUCCACGACAACGAAACCAAGCGGCUGGAGUGCCAGGUAUGCGGCUUCAAGACCCGCACCAAGGCCCAUUUGGAAAGGCACAUGCGUUCGCACACGGGCGAUAAGCCGUUUGCGUGUCCGGUGUGCAGCAAGCGGUUCUCCCAGAUGUACAACAUGAAGGCGCAUUUGCGGGAGCACGAGAGUCCUGGAACGAAUCGCCAUCGGCGCUACCACUGCUCCAAGUGCACGCACACCUUCAUCAAUGAGCAAAACUACGUGAGCCACAUUCAAAAAGACGACUGCACGGCAGUUUAGCCCUCAAUCGAAUUACAUUGUAGAUAAUUUCAUAAGAUUCAAUACCGGAACGAACCGAAGACGAAUUAUCUUCAUCGUGAUCAUCAUCAGACCCUUAUAAAAUCAGUUCAUUACGUUCUAUCCAUGUACUUUUUUAUUAAAUCUAUAUGCAUUUUGCUCACAAAUAAAAUAUGUUUGAUAUAAUAAAUUUAUCCGUUAUUUGCAUAUUUCUGCGGUUAUUUCAGUUUUCUUAAAAAAAUAUGUAUAGUAUGUGUAUGCAUUAACUUAAUUAAAUAAAUCAAUCGAUCGACAUCGUCCGUUUCGGCCUCCAAUACGCAAUUGUAUACCCGAUAUUGGUCACUGCUGGACAGAUCGAACUCGAAAAUGAAAUGUGCCUAAUGGUAGAUCGGUAGAUGCAAUUGACGCAAUUACAAUACAUUGUAUAAAUACAUAAAUGUUAAGUGUUGUAUGCUGUGUUAUAGAUUAUACAAAAAUAAAACAGAUUAUCUUUUGA